AUGGCAAAUCGAAAAGUUGCUUUUUGUACUACGUUUUAUACUGAUAAGCCUGAUGAAUUACCAAAAGAACCGACAGGAUAUGAAAGGAGACUCAGGAGAAAAAGAUCUCCAGGAAGAUGGCUUCAUCUAUCAACAAUGACAUGCAGGGAUUUUUCAAAAGAUAGUUAUGAUUAUCGUGAUGCACAAUUUCAGCUCUCAGACAAAGGCCGAACUUACAACCCUGCAACAUUCGAAAAAAAGUUAUUUGCUCCUAAAAAUAAAUUUCAAAAAACUGAAUUUAGGAAAAUCGAGUUAGCGCCCGGAAAAUUAAGUAACCAAAAUAAAAAAGUUUUUAGGAAUAUGACUGAAAGCAGUAUGGGGACUUUUACUAAUUCUGAAACAUUUCAAUCUAAUCAGCAACUUUUAGUUAAAACUCAAAAAUAA
This is a messenger RNA of Blepharisma stoltei, 423 nucleotides long. The record is from the annotation of a GenBank genome assembly. Lineage: Eukaryota; Ciliophora; Heterotrichea; Heterotrichida; Blepharismidae.